GGUGAAGGGAAAAACUUCCGGCACUCCUCGGAAAAAAAAUAAACAGCUGAGGGGGUGUUUUUUUUAAUCAACAAUGGCCGCAUCUCAGCUCAUGUGCAUGGACGAUGAUCACAUCAACGAAAAAAUACCUGAGUCUCAACCCGAAUUCUACUACAGCGAGGAGCAGCGCGCAGCGCUCGAACAGCUCUUGCAGGACGGCGACGGCGCUUUUAAAAGUAGGCUAAAGGAGGACAACGUGAAAGACUUUCUCUCUGCCCGCGAAAUCAAAUCGAUUCGAAAUACGUUUCAAGAAUAUGGAGCGGAUAGCGAGGAGGAUCCUGACUCUUCCCGGGCGUCCAAAGCAGACUCUGGGCUUCACUCUACGUACUGGCCCCAGCUGUCGGAUGUUGAGGUGCCACCGCUGGACAUCGGGUGGCCAGACGGUGGCUUUUAUAGGGGAGUGACACGGGUGUCAGUUCACACACACCCGCCGAAGGAAAACGGUCCUCAUAUUAAAGAGGUGGUUCGUAGGCUGAUCCAGGAAUCCAGUAAGGUGAUAGCGGUAGUCAUGGACAUGAUGACAGACCUCCAGAUCCUGCAGGACUUGCUAGAUGCCGCCUCCAGACGCAACGUGUCGGUGUACAUGGUGCUGGAUUCCGGAGGGGUCCCGCACUUCCUGGACAUGUGCAGCCGGCUGCAGGUGGGAGCCCUGCAUCUUCGGAAUAUCCGUGUGCGGACAGUGCAGGGCUAUGGCCUCCCCCUCUCCUGCGGCAAGCUCCCUGGCUCUCUGAGCAGCAAAUACAUGCUGGUGGACGGAGACAAAGUCAUGUUUGGAACGUACAGUUUCACGUGGAGCUCCUCUAGGAUUGACAGGAACACCAUCACUGUGAUGACGGGGCAAGUGGUGGACUUCUUCGACCGCGAUUUCAGGGAGCUGUAUGCCAUCUCCGAAAAUGUGGACCUUUACAAGGAGUUUUACAUCACCAAGCCGCCCGCGGCCACGCCCACGCGGGCCAAGGUGCAGCCCACGGCCGCUCCCUCUGCUUCCCGAUUUCAGGUGAGCUUGGGGGACUCUAGACAGGCUAACCUCAAGGUCCCGGCGCACAAGUACUACAACCCUAAGUACGCCCUGGUGGUAGGGGACACCAGGGGACUGACGGGCUCUCUGCAGGACCUCCGAAGCAGGAAGGACUCGGUGGGCGAACACAGCUCCCAGGACAUCAUGCAGAAGUUUCUGCAAUCCAGCAGCGAGAAGCUGGACAAAGUCUCUCCUCUGCCAUCCCCUUCCCCAGAGGCUGAGGACAAAGACGUCUCCAAGACGCUCAACGGAUUUGUGGGGAAGAAACAGCGCAGCUCUUUCAGGGUCUUCCUGAAAGGGAGGACAGCCAAUCAGAAUGCAGAGGCUGUGCAGACACCUCCCAAAUCCUCCACGGCUCAUGUCGCUGUGGACAGGUCUAUUGCAGAGGAACAGGAGGACAAAUUUGAGGUGCGGAUUUCAGAGAAGCCACCACAGCAAAAAGGAAAGAGCAAAAGAAUGUCAAAAUUGGGCCCAAAAAGCCAAUCUCUAAUGGUGGUUAACACACAAAAUGAGGAUGGCUCCAAAGAACACAAGCGAUCUCAAAAAAGAGGCUGUGUCCAGUCCUGAGAAAGAGGAAGGAAGAUCAUUAAGGAGCAGAUGGAGAGAGUUCCAAGGGAGAACUUUUGUGAUAAAGACUUUAAGACUUUUGAUAAUAAUUUAGGGCUCUUGUGCAAUCCAACAUGGAUUUAACUGUUAUUCUGUAGAUCUAGAGGUGUUCAUAUUAUUAAGAUAAGGCACCAGAGCAUUAAGUCUGGUGUGUAUGUGUGUUUUUACACAAAGCUGCCAAUUAAAUAUGCACACCAUAGAUGGGUAGUUCCAGUCCUGGAGAGUGACACUGUUUAUGCACUGUUUAUCUCAUCUUAUAAUGAACUAAUAGAAUUCAUUAUUUUGACAGGAAGUCAGCUCACCUGGUUUUCCUGGUGUAAAAUCAGUUGGUAAUUAAAGGGUAGGGGCAGGAGGGGGGCAGGGGACAGAGUCAUCCAAGAACUGGAAUUCCCCAUCCCUACAUGCACUUUUUACUUCUGUGAAUAACAUUUGUGAAUGAUAUGUGAAUGACACAGAGAUUGUGGAGAUUAAGGGUGUCACAGAGUCAUUCUUAAACCCCUGAAUACGGCAUGUGAACAUGGAACAUGCUUCCAUGAAAGUAAAGGAUUUCAUUAUUCUCAAUUCUGUAUAUCUCAGGUAAAAUACUGAUAGACUAGGCAAUCAUAUCAAAGAGCAUAGCCUGUUAAGCACACUGUGCUUUAUUAUGAACAACAGGCCAAAAAGGACUUUGUGUUCCUUAUUGCAAGGCAAUGAAUCACUGGCUGUGUCCCAAGUGGCAUUUUCGCUCACCUGCCCACAACAGUUCCCCUCAAAAUGGCACCAGAAAUGGCUGAAUCACCUGGUUUGAGGCACUGAUCUUUAUUAAAGGUCAGUGGUUUGAAGUUGUCCCAGUUCAGAAUAAAGAACUUCCAUUUGUACUUCACUGACACUUGUACUUGCACUUUGACCAAGUGUACAAUGCACAAACCCUUCACUCUGGUCCUAUAUCCCAGGAUUCCUUUGGUUUCAUAGGGUGUGCAAGACAUCUGUCUGUAAAUUUUACAAGAGUUUCGAUCUACAUUCACACCCCAAAAAUGGCAGGCUAACUCAUUUUAACCAAAUUGUAUCACUCCAAGUACUGAGUUUAACUGUCUGAAUACAUUUUUCACAAACAUGGAAGUUGCAUUUACACCAGGCUGAGUGAUUUGAUGGUGUUCACGACUUGGAAGGGAACAGAACUUGUGAAUUCUGGAUAGAAAAAAAUAUCUAAAGAAAGCUAAGCACACAGUGAAGUGUAGUGCAUCUGCAUUGCAUUUGGUAUGCAGACUGAUUCCCACGUUCCUUCAUUAUUUUUAUGCUUCAUUGGCUUCUUCCAUUUCUAUGGUUUGCAUAUGGUUACUCAAAUAAUGGCACUUAAAUGAUGACAGUGGGUGUCUGUCCCAGAUGCAGACCCUUCUUAUAUCCUUCCACUUUUUCAGUAAGCAUGGAAUUAUGCAAUGCAGGGAAAAUGUUAGGCCAACUACAGACCCACUCAUUUGCAGUUCUCUUGUGCACUUGGAUUGGGUUACAGCCACUCUAUUGCCAUUCAGGAAAUGACAGCAGUGUAGCACAACUAUUACACACAAAGCUUGCCACUGUCAGUCAUAGCGAUGUGGCCGUAUGUCUUCUUCAGGGUGUAGCACUUCCCUCAUUAUUAUUGUAUGAUAGAAUAAUUAAGGUAGGAUUAAUGGUAAUUAAAUUCAGCUUUAAACUGUGACUUUUUAUUUCAGUAUUGAAGCUAAUAAGCAACUGAGCUAUUGUAUGU
This is a messenger RNA of Megalops cyprinoides (Indo-Pacific tarpon), 3386 nucleotides long. RefSeq names its product protein FAM83F-like. The transcript has 5 exons. The coding region runs from base 74 to 1624 and encodes 516 amino acids. NCBI's taxonomy places the organism in Eukaryota, Metazoa, Chordata, Actinopteri, Elopiformes, Megalopidae. The record is from RefSeq and is a predicted model, not a curated record.